AUGUCUGACCUUCGCUCUCCCACGUCAAUCCACCCGGCGCUGACAAACCCCGACAACUUCAGCUUCCCCCUCCCCUCCAUCGAUGAAAUUUCUCCUCUCAAAAACAAGAAAGACGUCCAGUCUCACAGCUCUGCGAAUAAUGGUCUGAAAGGAUCUGGGGGCAUUGGAGACAUUCUCCUGCGCGAAUACGCACAACAGCUUGGUCCUCUGAACAUAACACAUUCAUACGACAUUGACAAUGAUCCGUCCGAGUCCUCCUUCUCUGCUGCUACCACAGUAGGCCAAAAUUCGCCGAGCGACUCUGCAUCUGUUCCUUCAUCUCCCGUUUUUCCGUCACGGCUCUCGAAGCCUGCUUUCACGCACCGCAAAAACGCGUUGUCCGUCGAGUCCAUCCCUAGACAAACUAUCAUCAAGGCAUUGGCGUCGGCAGGAAGAAAUCAUAAUCCCCGGGACUUGUCACUUUCAGGGAUGGUAUCGUCACAAAAUCAAAUGGAGAACCGACCGGGAACAUCUACAUCGCAAAGGCUGUCUGCGGCUCUUUCAGAUCUUGCUCUACGUAACGGCACGCCCACGACACCCCGGUUCAACUCGCUACAGUCACCGUGUUUCUAUCACGAACGAUUCGACGAUGUUCUAAACAUUGACAAGGUGUUGGAGGAGAUCAGAGGUAACGAGUGGAUGUCUCAUUCUCGACUUUUGGCUACUGCCACUGGAGUUCGGGAAAUCUCAAAACAAUUACAACGUCGCCCAAUCAAGAGAGCCGUUCGCAACGUCAUGAUCGUUACCAAGGCCAGAGACAACCAAUUGGUGCAUUUGACCAGAGAGCUUGCAACAUGGCUCAUGAGGACUCCUAGAUACGGCUCGGAGCUCGGCGUAAACGUCUACGUUGACGCAAAGUUACAGAGCUCGAAACGAUUCGGUGCCGAACAGAUGUUGGAGGACCACCCUCGUUUCCAACAUUUACUCAAGUACUGGAAACCGGAAAUGUGUCGAAACCAACCCGAGAAGUUUGACCUGGUUUUAACACUUGGGGGCGAUGGGACAGUGCUGUUCACAUCUUGGCUUUUCCAGGGCAUCGUUCCUCCAAUUCUUUCGUUCAGCCUCGGCAGUUUGGGAUUCCUGACCAACUUUGAAUAUGACAAGUUCAAAGACCAGUUGAACAAGGUCAUGGGCGAAGAGGGUAUGCGAGUGAGCAUGCGAAUGCGAUUCACAUGUACUGUCUACAAAGGAGGCGCAUCGAGAAACGAUCCCGAAGAGGCCGAGCAGUUUGAGGUACUCAACGAGCUCGUCAUUGACCGUGGACCAUCUCCCUACGUCUCCAACCUCGAGCUAUAUGGAGACGACGAGUUACUUACCGUUGUACAAGCGGAUGGCUGCAUUUUCGCCACUCCAACUGGUUCGACGGCGUACUCUCUCUCAGCUGGUGGCUCUCUUGUUCACCCAGACAUCCCCGCCAUCCUCCUCACACCUAUUUGUCCCCACACAUUGUCCUUCCGGCCAAUGGUCUUGUCUGACACGAUGUUACUUCGUGUCUCCAUCCCACGGAAUUCUCGUGCCACAGCGUACUGUUCGUUCGAUGGUAAGAACCGUGUGGAAUUGAAGCAAGGCGAUCACAUCACCAUUGCAGCAUCGCAAUACCCAUUUCCCACUGUCAUGAAAUCAGGUGCGGAAUGGUUCGAGAGUGUAUCGUCGUCUCUCAAGUGGAAUACCCGAGGCGCAGCCCAGAAAGGUUGGGAUGGUCUUGAGGAAAAUCAAGAGCAAGAGACGGAAUGGGAUAUCGACUUUGAUGAUUCGGCCUACGGAACCAGCGAGGAAACAAGCACGGCGACAAGUCCUCUGCGAAAGAAGACAAGCUCGAUAGACUUGUAG
Molecule: messenger RNA, 1869 nt
Organism: Cadophora gregata
Lineage: Eukaryota; Fungi; Ascomycota; Leotiomycetes; Helotiales; Ploettnerulaceae
Gene: UTR1
Product: NAD(+) kinase
Exons: 1
Coding region: 1-1869 (622 amino acids)
Biological process (GO): NADP+ biosynthetic process; NAD+ metabolic process
Molecular function (GO): NAD+ kinase activity
Source: RefSeq, a predicted model, not a curated record